Messenger RNA from Ixodes scapularis (black-legged tick), 1416 nucleotides. RefSeq lists its product as uncharacterized. Bases 1 to 1416 code for a protein of 471 amino acids. NCBI's taxonomy places the organism in Eukaryota, Metazoa, Arthropoda, Arachnida, Ixodida, Ixodidae. The record is from RefSeq and is a predicted model, not a curated record. The transcript has 5 exons.
AUGGCGCUUGCUCCGUCUUUGCCGGCUUUCCCGCCCUUCGAUGUCAGUUCGUCUCCAGCAACGCUCGGAGAUUGGUGGCGACGUUGGAUCGACAGAUUCGAGAAUCUGUUGACGGCGCUCAAGGUCAAGGAUGCAAAGCAAAAGAAGGCUCUGCUGCUCCACUACAUCGGUGAGGAAGGCUACGACGUAUACUACGAAAAAACAAAACAGCUGCUCCACGACCACUUCACGCCGAGGGUUAACAAAGACUACAAAAUCUUCAACUUCCGAAAAACUACCCAACAAGAUGGUGAGACCAUCGGUGCCUUCUACACGUUCCUCCGUGCAAUGGCAAGGCACUGUACUGUUGCGGACACUGACGCAGAGAUAAAAUCGCAAACCGUGCUCGGUAUGUCAUCCACAAAACUACGACGUUUCGCGCUCCAGACAGACGAGACGCUCGAGAAUAUUCUAACACAAGGACGGACGUACGAAAUCACCUCGCGACAGCUGAAAGAAAUGGAGACAUCCGCGACCGACCAGGUGAAUCACUUGAUGCGCAAGGAGAAGCCUUGGAAGCAGAGAUCCGCCCAGACGUCAAAACAGCAACAAACUACAACUGAAGGAAAGUGUUUCAACUGUGCUCAACAACUCAGAGGCUCCAUCGGUGACCGUGACAUUGACUUUAUCGUGGACAGGGGAGCUUCGGUAAACGUCAUCAAACAUGACACGUAUAGCAAGCUCCCAGGCAAACCGACCCUGGGUGGCCCGGUACCAAAAGUGUAUGCAUACGGAUCAAGAACAGAACUUCCUUUAAUGGGCAAGUUUUCUGCUGAACUCUGCUACACGGACACCAAGUUGCGGGAUAUCACACUGGUGACAAGGACGCCAAUGGCGCAGAAGCUACGACCCAUCCCGUUCAACAUACAUGAGCUGAUCACAAAAGAGAUACGGCGACUGGAGGAGCUCGAUGUGAUCGAGAAAGCCUCGGGCCCCACUACAUGGGUCUCCCCCAUCGUCGUUGUGCCAAAGCCACAUGCACUGGACACUGUUCGGAUGCGUGUAGACAUCCGCCGAGCAAACCAAGCCAUUGACAGAGAGCGGCAUGCAUCCCCAACGCUGGAUAAUCUCGUCACAAGCCUCAAUGGCGCAUCUGUGUUCUCGAAACUCGAUCUCAACGACGGAUACCACCAGCUAGUAUUGCACGAGGACUUGAGACACAUCACGACGUUUGCAACCCACAUCGGACUCUACCGAUACAAAGGUUUGAACUUUGGAAUUACUGCUGCUGCAGAGCUGUUCCAGAACACGGUCCGACAAGUGCUCGCUGGCAUCCCAAGAGUCAUUAACAUCAGCGACGACAUCUUAGUCAAGCCGCUCUGUAAGCCAAAGAAAGGCAAGCGAAUCAAAGAGGAUGCAUUUCGGCAACAUGAAUAA